Messenger RNA from Effrenium voratum, 2740 nucleotides. NCBI's taxonomy places the organism in Eukaryota, Dinophyceae, Suessiales, Symbiodiniaceae. The record is from the annotation of a GenBank genome assembly.
UUUGGCGGUUGUGAUGCAAGUAUAUGGAGCGGAUCGUGUAGUGUUUGGAGCCCACUAUGCCAGCGAUCCCAUUCUUAUGGGGAUGUGGCGUUUUCCACUGUGAUACCAGGGCCUUAUGCUGGUGUGACGGAAGUGGAGAAGCAAUUCCCUAUGCCUUGAAGCCCCUCUCAGCCGGCAUCGGCUGGAGCGGUUGUACAAGUUCCGACGUCCAGCGAAGAAGCUGGAGCUUGCCAGAGAGGGGAAGCAUCCGACUUAAGAAAAAGACGCGAAAGUCCAUACGCUACAUGUCGACGGGCAACCACGGCGUUUUGGCGUUUCGAUCCGCAGGUGUUCAGUUUGUUGACUUUUGCAGGGUGAGACCUCGAGUCACGGCUGCGGUUUCUGCACAUCGAGGCCUAUGUGCGCGGCCAGAGCUGCUCUGAUGGUCCCGUGUUCAAAGAUGUGCCAAUGCUCCAGAAGGGACGGGACAAAAACGAGGAAGCUCGGAAGGCCGCAAGGACCCCAUAGGUUUUUCAAACGGUGCGAUGCCAUGAAAAAGUGGACCUUGGCUUGGUGGGUUCUAUGCCUAGCUGUGCCUGGCUUGGCUUGCACAGGCGAGUGCGAAAGCGCGGAGCUUCUUCAGAUCAAGUCCGGAGACCUUGGCUCUCGGGUGAGGUUUCAAGUGCUGGCCAUCAACAAUAAGAAUGGCAGGGGGAGCCUGGACAACUCCUGGCUCCACACCAGCCUGGCCGCCCGCGGGGGCGGCACCCGCGCCAUGGCCGGCACUGCGGGGCAGCUGAGGGCCUUGCGUGCCAUGCGCUUGCUGCCGCAGGUGGACCAGAUCGUGGCGGUCAGCGGGGCAACGUGGACCACAGCCAUCUACCUCUAUGCGCCCAAGAGUCAAUACACAGAUGAGGACCUCCUGGGCAGGAGCACCUUCCGGCGGCUGCAAAGCCUCACGUUGGCGGCGCUCAACACCUCGAACGGUGCCAUCUUGGAGCGGGCCGCGGCGGACUUUGGGCCCGCCUUCGUUGCGGCUUUCUACAGCAACAUUUCCUACCACGAGGUGUACGAGAAGGCCGUUGGUGCCACCUACUUCUGCCCCUUCGGCAUCAACGGCGAGCUGCCUGUCUGGCCUGUUUCAGGCAUUUGCUGGAACAACAACACGAACCAAGUCUUUGCAGAGACCAAGGAUCAGCUCAAACGCAUCCAUGACCAGGGCAAUCAGCACAACGACCUGGAUUUGUCCAACGCACUGAUCCGGCAAAGGACUGAUGUGCACAGCUUUGUUCUCCAGGCCUCCCUGCUGUCGCCGGAGGGAUACCUGCCGAAGGGCCAGGGCAUGGUCUCGGUGCGGUUCAGUGCUGACUACUCGGGCAGCCCGUACAUUGCGGACUGCAAGACGGUGCAGUUUGAUCCCAUCAACACGACCUUAUUCGAGAACCUCUCCAGUUUGCCGGAUGUGGUGGUGGGGGGCGGCGUGGUGUCCUCCUUCGCCUUCAUGGCCACCACUGCCCCUUAUCAGGACAAGAAACAGGCGGGCCGCGGAUACUUGGCGGGCGGCGACCUUGUCGACACCGGCGUGGUGUCUUUGCAGCAGGCCUCCGCCUUCAGCUCCUCUGUGCUGUCGCUGCUGGGCCUGGCCUUCCCAGAUCUGCUGAAGCUCAUUGCUGCGGGGGCGGGCCUGAACAUCAGCGCAGAACUGGAUUUGGACCCCUUCCUCUUUACCCCGACGCGGCUGUAUUGGCCAGUGGCCUCCCGCAAGCUCGGGGACACCGCCGCCAGGGAGUUCUACCUGGGUGACGGGGCCUCCAUGGACAUCGGAGGUUUGUUGGAGGCCAUCCGCAGCGGCGCCAGCUGCGCAGUGUCGCUGCUGAACAACGAGCGGCCCAUUGACACCACGGUGGUGGGGGACUGGUGCAAUCCCCCUGACGCGGUGCGGCAGAAUCCUCAGCUGCUCUUGUCCGGCGGUCAGUUCAACGACCCUGCCUACGACUACUUUGGAGUUGCUGUGGAUCUACCCAACGACACCACUUUGCAGACUCUGGCGUUUGACUAUUCCAACAACCAGGUCUUUGAGACGGACUUGAUCUUCGAUCUCUUCUGCGAGGCACAGACGCUGACAGCUGCCGGGAAGCCUGCGGUGGUCUACAGAGACUACACGACGAUAAAAAACAAGUACUGGGGGAUCGAGGCAGGGCAGAAGCUGGAGGUGAUCUUCGUGUUCACGGAGAUGAGCACCGACUGGCUGCAUUCCUUACCCAUGGAGACGCAGGAGGCGAUCUUACGAGGGGACUUCGACACCAAGAGCGCCUUCUGGCCAUACCCCUUCCCCUACAUCCGCACUGCGAAUCCUCAAGGAGACGGCAAGGAUGGGAGUGCCUUGAGCGUCCAGCAGGCAAACCUGUAUGCGUCUCUCACCGAGUACAGCCUGCGGGUGAAUGAGCGGCUCCUCAAAAAAUGCAUGAGGCCACCUAGACCAUGGCGACCGAGGCCAUAUUCGAGGCCGUACGGGUACAAAUACUACGAUUGAACCGGUGAGGUUGAGCAAAUUGAUGAGACCUCUUGAAAAGCUGUAGUCCAGAUUUAAGCCUGCCGCGCAUGGGCUUCACAAAGUUGGGCCCGCGCCCAAGAUGGGCGGUGCGCGCUGGCCGGGGUCAACCGGUGAGUCCAAUAUUCGGCGCCAGUGAAAGUGCCACGAGAUCAUUACGUGGCCCACACGUGUCACGAGGCCCAAAGAGGCAACGCUCGUGAGGUCCAG